AUGUUCCCUCACCAGGGUGGCCAAGGCCAGCUUCCCACCCACUGGCAGCCGCCUACAUCGCAGCAGCCUGCGAAUGGCUCUUAUGCGCCCCCUCCCCAUAUGAGCACCACGCUCCCUCCUCCACCGCCCCAAGAGCCACGACCCGACAUGGCUCAACAUCCUCAGUACCAGCACCCGCACCCGCAGCCCUAUCGUCUACCAGGUCCCAAUGAGUGGACGCGUGCUCCUCCUCCACCAGAUCCAUAUCGCCAGCAGCCUCCACCACCGCAAUACGUCCAGCAGCACCACCAGCCGCCAGCUCCUCGCCAGCGCACUGCCAUUGCCUGCCGGUACUGCAGACGUCGCAAGAUUCGAUGCUCGGGCUUCGAGGCGACAGAGGACGGUCGCUGCUCCAACUGCAUGAGGUUCAACCAAGACUGCAUCUUCACACCCGUUUCCGCACAGACUCAGGCUUUUGUUCCUGCCCACACCGUCUGGCGAGGUGUUGGCCAGCCUCCACCCAUGUAUGGUGCCUAUGGCCAGCCUCUUCCUCCUGCUAGCCAUGGUGAGCCCUAUGGCCAGCCGGCGCGUCCGCAGCAGUAUCUGCCCAGCCCAACUGCAGGUCCGUACCAAGCUCAUUCUGAAUAUGGUCCGCCAGGUGCUUCACCAGAUGAGGCAAGCCGUGACGCCAUGGCUGGCAGGAAGAGGCUUCACCCAGAGCCUCACACUCCAACCUUGCCUCCGCCACAUCCUGGCUCAGCGUCACAGGCUCCUCAUCGAGGCACGGGACCAGAGUAUGCCUACCCAGAGCCACCAUCUCUAACAUCGGCUGCCCCAACAGCAAACCCACCAACCGCAUAUUCUUCUGGUCCUCCACCCGCUCAACCCUACUACGCCGCACAACCGCCGCGCCAGGGCUCCCCGCAGAGCGCUUAUCGCUAUGAGCCAAGUCGCAAUUCGUCCUCGCCACACUCGCAAGCACCCACGACGCCCGGUGCUCCGCCCACACCCUACUACGGCGCUCCUCCUCAAACGAACGGUGUUCUACAGCCUCCGCCGCCCCGCAGCGAUGGCCGCACGCCACCACCGCCCACAUCGCAAGCUUCGGCAAGGCCGAGUAUGCGUAUUAACGACCUAGUAACCGACAAUGGCCCGGCUCGCAGCUCGACCGACUCGUCCAUGCUCAACAUGCUCAAUCGCCGACCCAUGUAA
This is a messenger RNA of Bipolaris sorokiniana ND90Pr, 1191 nucleotides long. RefSeq lists its product as uncharacterized. Gene Ontology annotation, cellular component: nucleus. The transcript has 3 exons. NCBI's taxonomy places the organism in Eukaryota, Fungi, Ascomycota, Dothideomycetes, Pleosporales, Pleosporaceae. Bases 1 to 1191 code for a protein of 396 amino acids. Gene Ontology annotation, biological process: regulation of DNA-templated transcription. Gene Ontology annotation, molecular function: DNA-binding transcription factor activity, RNA polymerase II-specific; zinc ion binding. The record is from RefSeq and is a predicted model, not a curated record.